UGAUCAUCUUGUGCUAUCCAAUGAAGUAAGAAGACGAGAGUUUUCUAGUUUUAUGGAGUUUUGUCUCUUGUUAGAUAUUUUGUACUCUGGAAGAAUAGUUUCAACAGAGUCAAGGCUGUCAAUGGAGCCUUAAAUCAGUGAUUUGGUUGAAGGAGAAGUUGGACUUAUUUCGCUCUGGAUUGUAAUUAAAGAGCUAACGGAGGAAAAUCAGGCCCGACUCACAAGGCAGAUGCCAUGGAAAAUCCUCUUGCAGUAUAAAUGGGGGUCUGUUGUAGCAAGGGCACAGGUAUAAUUGUGGAGAAUAGCUCGGAUGAUGGUAAUGAACAUGGAGACGCAGAGGCUGCUGAUGCAAGGGACACAAAUGGUGGUGCCAUUAUAAGGUCCCACGGAUCAUCCAAACACGUUUCCAUGGCAAUCAAACAAGGCAAAAAAGGGAUAAAUCAAGACGCCAUGACAGUCUGGGAGAACUUUGGUGGGGAGGAAGAUAUGAUCUUCUGCGGUGUAUUUGACGGUCACGGCCCCAUGGGUCACAAGAUCUCUCGUCACAUAUGUGACAAUCUACCUUCAAGGGUCCAUUCGAGAAUCAGAUCUGGCGUCGGCAAUGAUAAUAAUAAUUCAAAGAGUCAGGAGGGUCUGUUGGAGGAAGUGCUAGUGACAUUCUUCAAGCAAAUAGACAGCGAACUUGGUCUUGACUCUCCUUAUGAUAGUUUUUGCAGCGGCACAACUGCUGUAACCGUUCUUAAACAGGGUGACUGCUUGGUGAUCGCUAACUUGGGAGAUUCACGAGCCGUUCUAGGCACCCGUGGAAACAAGAACAAUCUCAAAGCUGUCCAACUCACGGUUGAUCUGAAACCCUGUGUCCAACGCGAAGCAGAGAGAAUAGUAGCAUGCAAAGGAAGGGUGUUUGCGAUGGAAGAGGAACCUGAUGUGUAUAGAGUGUGGAUGCCUGAUGAUGAUUGCCCUGGACUCGCAAUGUCAAGGGCUUUUGGUGAUUUCUGCCUCAAAGACUAUGGACUUCUCUGCGUUCCUGAGGUCUUUUUCAGAAAUGUCAGUAGAGAAGACGAGUUUGUGGUUCUAGCCACCGAUGGGAUUUGGGAUGUUUUGUCAAACGAAGAAGUGGUGAAGAUUGUGGGUUCCUGCAAGGACCGCUCAGUAGCCGCAGAGACGUUGGUUCAGAGAGCAGCUCGGACAUGGAGAACGAAGUUUCCAACUUCUAAAGCUGAUGACUGCGCCGUGGUGGUGCUUUACCUGAACCACCGGCCAUAUCCAAGAGAAGGGAACGUGAGCAGAGCGGUAUCGACUAUAUCUUGGAGAUCAGGUAAGAGCAAUAAAGAGUGAGUGUUAUGGAGUCGCACCUUUGUCGCCACAGCGCAGUCUACCGCAAAAGUAGGAUAUGAUGGUUUGAACCCGUUGAGUGUGUUGAUGCUACUCAACUUGAUGCUUUUAUUUGUGUAUAAAAUAACUUUUUUUCUUCUCUGUCUUGACUCCUUGUUUAAUGAAGCAAUUGGGAAAAGAUGAAAUAAAAGUAGAAGAGGAGCUAAUGACUUGAGCC
Raphanus sativus (radish) is the source of this 1552-nucleotide messenger RNA. RefSeq names its product probable protein phosphatase 2C 65. Gene Ontology annotation, molecular function: protein serine/threonine phosphatase activity. Gene Ontology annotation, biological process: protein dephosphorylation. The coding region runs from base 259 to 1338 and encodes 359 amino acids. Lineage: Eukaryota; Viridiplantae; Streptophyta; Magnoliopsida; Brassicales; Brassicaceae. The record is from RefSeq and is a predicted model, not a curated record. The transcript has 8 exons.